GCUUAGAGAGUGAUGACGACGGGGGAACUUGCGAUCGUUUACCCGGAAAAACAGCUUUUAACAGUGACUUUGCAUUUCAUUUCACACACCUGAAUUCUGCAUUUUUCUGCAAUUUUGUGUCAAAAAUUUUGAACAGGAAAAAAUCGUGAUAUAUAAUAAAUAGACACGAAUUAACAGUCAUCAUGGUUCGAGACGUCAGUGGUUAUUUGCGCAAGAAGGAGGGAGAUUCCACUACCGCUUUGGCGAAUGAUUGGGCGCAGUUGGAUGACCUCUACUCAAAACGCUUGUGGCAUCAACUGACUAUUAAAUUGGGCGAAUUUGUUAAACACCCGGAACUUCAAGAGAAAGGACAGCUUAUUGAGUUGUACGACAACUUUAUUCAAGAUAUUGAAAUGAGAAUCAACCCCCUCUCACUGAUGGAAAUGCUGGCAAUCAUUGUCAGGCAGAUUGAGGAUGCAGAUGAGGCAAUUGAAUUUCUUGCUAAAGCUGAGCCGAAACUUAAAUCAAGCGAUGUCGCUGUUGCUUUGUGCUUGAUAACGAAAGGUGAAGUCGUACUGGGAAAGAAGAAAGAUACUAAAUUGGCAAAAGAGAUGAUGGAAACAGCGGACGGAAUUUUAACCCAGAUUGAUGGGGUUUCUCCUGCACAUGGGCGAUUCUACUUAUUGCAGAGCUGUAUUUUUAAAGCUAUUAACGAUACUGUACAGUACUACAAGAGUGCUUUGAAAUUUUUGGGAUGUACCAAGAUCACGGAUUUACCACUUGAUGAACAACGUGAUCAUGCUAAACACUUGUCUGUGGCUGCUCUUGUGAGUGAUGGAAUUUAUAAUUUCGGGGAGUUGCUGGCUCAUCCGAUUUUAAACUCUCUGGAAGGGACCAAGGACAAGUGGUUGAUUGAAUUGCUCAAGACAUUCAACGCAGGUGAAAUCAAAGCCUUUAAUAAUAUGAAGAGACAAUGGCAGACUGAACCCACUCUUCUGAAGCACGCCAAGGAAUUAGAAGUCAAGAUUUUACUUCUUGGAUUAAUGGAGAUGACAUUUAAACGCCCAGCUACCACGCGACAAAUUGGUUUCGAUGAAAUAGCACAGACUUUGGGAAUCAAAGAAGAUGCCGUCGAAACAUUCGUAAUGAAAGCCAUUUCAAAGGGGUUAGUGGAUGGCACUAUUGAUGAGGUGUCAAGAAAGGUUCACAUGACCUGGGUUCAGCCCAGGGUUUUGGACCGCGUGCAGAUUGGUAACAUGAUUUCCCGUUUGGAUGAUUGGAAAAAGGAAAUUCGACAUGUUGAAAAGUUAAUGGAAGAUAGCGCAGAGGAAAUAUUAUUGAUAUAAAUAAUUGUAAUCAUCAAUUUGUAAAAAAAUGUUUCACCCUUUUUGUACUCGUUGAAAUUUUGAAACUCUAGAAUUAGGUAAAUUCAAGAAAAUCAUUGGUGUGAAUUGGAAUGGGUCAAUAAAUUUUUAGUUUGUCUAUGAUCUUGUA
Folsomia candida is the source of this 1473-nucleotide messenger RNA. RefSeq names its product 26S proteasome non-ATPase regulatory subunit 13 (gene Rpn9). Gene Ontology annotation, cellular component: cytosol; nucleus; proteasome regulatory particle, lid subcomplex. The record is from RefSeq and is a predicted model, not a curated record. NCBI's taxonomy places the organism in Eukaryota, Metazoa, Arthropoda, Collembola, Entomobryomorpha, Isotomidae. Gene Ontology annotation, molecular function: structural molecule activity. The transcript is spliced from 8 exons. The coding region runs from base 183 to 1325 and encodes 380 amino acids. Gene Ontology annotation, biological process: ubiquitin-dependent protein catabolic process.